AUGUCUCAACCAUCGCGCCUCUUCCAACCGCUGAAAGUGGGAAAUGUAACCCUACAGCAUCGCCUGAUAAUGGCGCCUUUGACCCGUUUUCGCGCCAACGUGGAACACGUACCUCUUCCGUUCGUGAAGGAAUACUACGAGCAGCGCGCCUCGGUACCGGGGACUCUACUCAUUACUGAGGGAACCUUCAUCACGAGGCGAGCAGGAGGGUAUCUUAACGUCCCGGGGAUCUGGUCCAAAGAGCAGAUAGCAGCGUGGAAGGAGGUCACAGACGCCGUCCACGCGAAGGGCUCUUACAUCUACGUGCAGCUCUGGGCGUUAGGCCGAGCUGCUACCCCAGACGUCCUCGCGGCCGGCGGCGCCGAUCUUAUUUCCGCCAGCGCCAUACCAUAUGAGGAAGGCAAGCCGGUUCCUAGAGAGCUAACGAUCGACGAGAUCCGGUCGUUUGUGGCCGAUUACGCGCAGGCAGCUCGUAACGCGGUCGAGGCGGGCUUCGACGGUGUCGAGAUCCACGGGGCCAACGGAUAUCUAAUCGACCAGUUCAUCCAGGAUGUGUCUAAUCGCCGGCUAGACCAGUACGGCGGUAGCAUCGAAAAUCGCGCACGCUUCGCGGUCGAGGUUGCUAACGCCGUCGUUGAUGCUAUCGGUGCCGAAAAGGUUGGGCUUCGUAUAUCCCCUUGGUCCACGUUCCAAGGGAUGCGUAUGGAGAACCCGAUUCCGCAAUUCACAUACCUAAUCCAGGAGCUGAAGAAGCUAAAGCUGGCGUAUCUACACGUCGUCCAAUCGUCACAAAUCGACGAGAACACAAACCUAGAAGCUACCGAGAAGAUUGCGUUUGCGGUCGACGCGUGGGACAACACGUCCCCUGUCCUCGUCGCGGGUGGCCUCAAAUCAGAUAUUGCGAAGAGGAUAGUAGACGAGCGAUUCAAGGAUAACGAAAUUGCUAUAGUAUUUGGCAGGUAUUUCAUCUCUACUCCGGACUUACCGUUUCGAAUAAAGAAGGGUCUGCCUUUGGCCCCUUAUAACCGCGGUACCUUUUACAUCCCAGAAAGCAGAGAGGGCUAUACGGACUAUCCUUUCAGCGACGAGUUUAUCAAAGCGUCGGCUUAG
Daldinia childiae is the source of this 1110-nucleotide messenger RNA. Its product is annotated as Chanoclavine-I aldehyde reductase. Gene Ontology annotation, molecular function: FMN binding; NADPH dehydrogenase activity. Lineage: Eukaryota; Fungi; Ascomycota; Sordariomycetes; Xylariales; Hypoxylaceae. The record is from RefSeq and is a predicted model, not a curated record. The coding region runs from base 1 to 1110 and encodes 369 amino acids. The transcript has a single exon.